CAGCUUCAGCAGCGGUUACCGCGCAUGCGCAGCAACGCCCAGGUGCCAGGGCUGAAGGGACGCUGCUGCCGGCCGGCCUGGCGCUGAAGGCUGCGGACUAGGCUCGGGGUGGGCGGCUUCGCCAUGGAGGAGGGCGGCGGCGGCGGGUUCCGCCUGUCAGCCGAGUGCCUGGACGAGCCCCCCAACAGCCGCGUGUUCCUGGUGCUGGGGAAGGAGACGGGAGAGGCGCUGAUCCGGGAGCGCUUCGCCCCGUUCGGGGAGAUCCAGGACAUCUGGCUGGUGCGGGACAAGCGCACCCACGAGUCCCGCGGCAUCGCCUUCGUCAAGUUCGCCCGCAGCUCGCAGGCCUGCCGGGCCAUGGAGGAGAUGCACGGCCGGAGCCUGGCGCCCGACGCCAAGCCCAUCAAGGUGUUCAUUGCCCAGUCCAGAGCUUCUGGAAGUCACCGCGAUGUUGAAGAUGAAGAGCUUACACGCAUCUUUGUUAUGAUACCGAAGUCCUAUACAGAGGACGAUCUGAGGAAUAAAUUUAAGGUGUAUGGAGACAUUGAAUAUUGUAGCAUUAUUAAGAAGAAGACUACAGGAGAAAGUAAAGGUUUGGGCUAUGUGAGGUAUUUAAAACCAUCCCAAGCUGCCCUGGCAAUAGAAGAGUGUGAUCGAAGUUACAGGGCCAUUUUGGCUGAACCUAAAAACAAGCCAUCUGAAUCCUCUGAACGUGAAUAUUACAGUAGUAGCAGUAGUAUGAGGCAGGAGCCAAUGGGGCAUGACCCAGGGCCUAGAGGGAGUGUGUUUCCCUUUGAAGGGCAGCCAGAACUUGGUAGUUUUGAAAAGAGUCAGACGAGAGUUCGAGAAUCCGUUUCUAAACGCCUGUCAGUGGUAUCGCGACUCCCCUUCAUACAAGAGCAGCUGUUCUUCCUCUUUGAUCUAGUCCCAGGACUGGAGUAUUGUGAUGUUCAGCGAGAUCCUCAUACUAACCAUGGGCAUGCUGUGAUUCAGUAUACUACUGCAGCAUCAGCUAUAUAUGCCAAAUACAAGCUACAUGGUUUUGAAUAUCCUCCUGGAAAUCGGCUAGGUGUAACUUUCCUUGAAGAUGGGAGUGACGGAUUGGACCACAUCAGAAAAAUGGCAACACAGCUGGUGACUUCACAAGUGUCAUCAAUAGUGUCACAUAAUAAUCUAGUUGGUCAGCAAUUUACAUCUUCUCCGUACAGUGGAAGUUCUAGCUCUCAGUUAUCUCAGCCCCAAACAGAUGCUGUACUUCCAUCAGCAAAAAAAAAAGUUCCUCCUGAGACUUCUGUGAAGGAAAGGCUUUUCAUAGUGUUUUAUCCUCAUUCCUUACCUGUAAAUGUGUUGGAGGAUGUAUUCUGUCGGUUUGGACAUCUUAUAGAAGUUUACCUUGUGACAGGAAAAAAUGUGGGCUAUGCUAAGUUUGCAGACAGAACAAGUGCUAGCGAUGCCAUAACUUCAUUACAUGGCAAGAUUGUGAAUGGUGUCCGGCUUAAAGUAAUGUUGGCAGAUUCACCUGCAGAAGAAUCUAACAAACGUCAAAGAACUUACUGACCCAAUGGUGCAGAGACUAAAUAAUGACAUGACCCUCAGCUGACUGACUGAAAACAUGACUAGACAUGGUUCCUGUGGACAGUGACAGCUUUUUGUACUGUUAGCUGAUGUUUGUGGAAAAAAACACUUUAUUUUUAAAAAACCCAAAAUACAGAAUGUCAUUUAAAUCCACAAUUAGCCAACGUUUUUAAUUGUAAACUGAUAAUUGUUGUAAGUCUGUCAUUCUGUAUUAGAGAAAUAAAUUUUUUGUUUAAA
Dermochelys coriacea (leatherback sea turtle) is the source of this 1812-nucleotide messenger RNA. RefSeq names its product RNA binding motif protein 45 (gene RBM45). The record is from RefSeq and is a predicted model, not a curated record. Lineage: Eukaryota; Metazoa; Chordata; Testudines; Dermochelyidae. Gene Ontology annotation, molecular function: RNA binding.